UGACCUUCCUCCAGGAUCGUCUGUGGGGGAGGAAGGGAAGGGAGGAGAGGGGGAGCUGCAGAGUGAGGCCCAUUCACAGCCAGAACCAGCACCGGAACCACAACCAGCACCGGAACCACAACCACAACCACAACCACAACCACAACCACAGCUACAGCAGCAAGAGACUCGGCCACAGACUCCACCGCCACACCCACAGCCGCAAUCAGAGCCAGAACCAGAGCCAGAGCCAGAACCAGAACCAGAACAGGAGCCACAGCCAGAACCAGAGCCAGAGCAGGAGCCAGAGCCAGUGCAGGAGCCAGAGCCAGAGCCAGAGCCACAGCCACAGCCCCAACCCGAAAUCAAACCUCAGCCUCAACCCGAACCAGUACCGCAGCCCACACCAGAGCCUGAGCCUCAGCCUCAAGUUGAGACUCCGAUCGAAGAAGCCGUGUGGGACGCACCUGAAUCCCCUUCGCCGUGCGGAGAGGUGCAGCCAGCAGGGGAGCAAGAGGACCAGAAGCUGGAAGACUUUGCCGAGGCGAAGAGAAAGCAAGAGUCAGAGGUCGAGUGGCGUGAGGGCGUGGCAGUUCAGGAGCAAGAGGAUGAGGAGGAGGAAGGGGGAGGCGCUAAAGGAGGUGGGGCGGCCAGGAGGGCCAGCCUGCACCACACGGCCUCGCCCAUGAGGGUGCAGCGCAAUGGCGCCGGCUCGCACACGGCCACCUCGGACUAUGAGCUCUCGCUUGACCUCAAAAACAAGCAGAUCGAAAUGUUAGAGCACAAAUACGGUGGACACCUCAUCUCCCGCCGUGCCGCCUGCAAGAUCCAGACUGCCUUCCGCCAGUACCAGCUCAGCAAGAACUUCGAGAAGAUCCGCAACUCACUGCUGGAAAGUCGCCUGCCUCGACGAAUCUCCCUGCGCAAGGUCCGUGUGCCAAACACGGAGGGGUUCUCUGCUGAACGGGCCCUGGCAGAAGGCUGCAACUUGGCAGGCAUCCCAUUGGUGCGUUCGCCAUCUCUGCCUGCCACGGUUGGUGGCACCCUGACGGACCUGGAAGACUCCUUCACUGAACAAGUCCAGUCGUUGGCAAAGUCCAUAGAUGAUGCACUCAGCAACUGGAGCCUGAAGACCAUGUGUUCACUGCAGGAAGGCGGCACCUAUCAAUUCACUGCCGACUCUUUCACUAGAGCAGCAGCAGCAGCAGCUGCGGCUGCAGGGGUGGGAGGCGUGGGAGAAGGAGGUGGUGUGGGAGAGCCAGAGAUUCAUCAAGUCCCUGUGGACCCAAGUGACCUGUCGAAGAGUGCAAGCAAGCUGAUGAUGGCAUUCCGAGAUGUGACGGUGAAAAUCGACAGCCAGAACUUCAGCGUUUCAUCUUCAGUGAUGGAAUCAUCCACUUCUGUCACACUGGGCAGCUGCACAGAAGUAGGCGAGCAGGAUAUUGAAUUCCCUGCUCCUCCUCCGAGUGAGGAAGAGCUAGGGGAGGAUGAGCCACUUCCCCUUACCCCUCUUGAAAAAAUGGCCGCCACACAAAGGCCGGAGAAUAUUGUGGUGGUGGGCCCACCACCCACAGAAUCCCCUCGGGCCCCUCCACCACAGAGCUCUCCUGUGCUGGAGCCACUGGGGGUCAAUAGAUGUGGCUCCGAGAUGGCAGAUAACAGCUCGGAGCAGAUGAGCAGCAGCAGCACGUCCACAGAGGCACGCUCCACAUCGGAAGCCUCAUCCAAGGAGGCCCUGCAGGCGAUGAUCCUCAGCCUGCCACGCUACCACUGUGAGAACCCUGCCAGCUGCAAAUCACCCACGUUGUCCACUGACGUCAUGCGGAAACGCCUCUACCGCAUCGGCCUCAACCUCUUCAAUGUAAACCCGGACAAAGGCCUUCAGUUCCUCAUCUCACGAGGCUUCAUCCCCGACACGCCCAUCGGUGUGGCACACUUUCUGCUGCAGAGGAAAGGCCUGAGUCGGCAGAUGAUCGGGGAGUUCCUCGGUAACAGCAAGAAGCCCUUCAACAGAGACGUUCUAGACUGUGUCGUGGAUGAGAUGGACUUCUCGGGGAUGGAGCUGGACGAGGCACUGAGGAAGUUUCAGGCCCACAUUCGUGUCCAGGGAGAAGCCCAGAAGGUGGAGCGUCUUAUCGAGGCCUUCAGCCAGCGCUACUGCAUGUGCAACCCUGACGUGGUGCAGCAGUUUCACAACCCGGACACCAUCUUCAUCCUGGCCUUCGCCAUCAUUCUGCUCAACACCGACAUGUACAGCCCCAACAUCAAGCCCGAUCGCAAGAUGCUGCUGGAGGACUUCAUACGCAACCUGCGAGGUGUGGAUGAUGGAGCGGAUAUCCCCAGAGACAUGGUGGUGGGAAUCUACGAGAGAAUACAGCUGAGGGAGUUACGCUCCAAUGAAGACCACGUCACCUACGUCUCCAAGGUGGAGCAGUCUAUUGUGGGCAUGAAGACGGUUCUCUCUGUCCCUCACAGAAGAUUGGUGUGCUGCAGUCGACUUUUCGAGGUGACAGAUGUCAACAAGGCCCAGAAGCAGGCGGCGCACCAGAGAGAAGUCUUCCUCUUCAACGAUCUAAUUGUGAUCUUGAAGCUUUGUCCAAAGAAGAAGAGUCCUGCAGCCUACACGUUCUGCAAAGCCAUGGGCCUGCUGGGCAUGCAGUUCCACCUGUUUGAAAACGAGUACUACCCGCACGGCAUCACCAUCCUCUCGCCCUUCGGAUCGGACAAGAAGCAGAUUCUUAACUUCUGCGCCCAGAGUGCAGAGGACCUGCUCAAAUUCAUCGAGGACCUGAAGGAAUCAAUCGCGGAGGUGUCGGAGAUGGAGCAGAUACGUAUUGAAUGGGAGCUGGAGAAGCAGCAGGGAGCCAAGACGCACUCGCUAAAGAACAACGGCACACAGCUCGAGCUGCGUGGCAAACCGGGCUCCACGUCAGGAAACCAGGAGGUAGACGACAGGAGCCCACACAAUGCAGUGGAGGCUUCAGACGUACCAGCUCAGCAGCAGCAGCUCGGCUCGGAGUCCCGAGAGCGUGGCCCUUCUUAACCACCGG
Messenger RNA from Platichthys flesus (European flounder), 3029 nucleotides. It is a transcript of the gene iqsec3a, whose product is annotated as IQ motif and Sec7 domain ArfGEF 3a. Gene Ontology annotation, biological process: regulation of ARF protein signal transduction; actin cytoskeleton organization. The transcript has 13 exons. Gene Ontology annotation, molecular function: guanyl-nucleotide exchange factor activity; protein binding. The coding region runs from base 665 to 3022 and encodes 785 amino acids. The record is from RefSeq and is a predicted model, not a curated record. NCBI's taxonomy places the organism in Eukaryota, Metazoa, Chordata, Actinopteri, Pleuronectiformes, Pleuronectidae.